Capronia epimyces CBS 606.96 is the source of this 945-nucleotide messenger RNA. RefSeq lists its product as uncharacterized. Lineage: Eukaryota; Fungi; Ascomycota; Eurotiomycetes; Chaetothyriales; Herpotrichiellaceae. The transcript has a single exon. Gene Ontology annotation, molecular function: hydrolase activity, acting on ester bonds; hydrolase activity, acting on carbon-nitrogen (but not peptide) bonds, in linear amides. The coding region runs from base 1 to 945 and encodes 314 amino acids. The record is from RefSeq and is a predicted model, not a curated record.
AUGGCGACUUUGCCUAAUUUUAGCACUGGAACGGCUGGCAUCACGAAAGGUCUCAUCACGCCUCUUGAGGGCGGACCGGAGAUACCGUACGCAAUUCUCGAAGGUGGCCAGCAAGGCGGGCCCGUAUUGCUUGUGACUGCAGGAGUUCAUGGCUCCGAAGUGUCGUCAAUCGAAGCCGCUCUACGUCUGAUGCGUUUGGACGUGGAGGGUUUACAUGGAACUCUGAUUGUUCUCCCAGUGGUCAACAUCACAGGAUACCGGUCUCGAAGCAUCUACAUCAUGCCUGAAGAUGGCAAGAACCUCAAUCGACAAUUCCCAGGCCGUGCGGACGGCUCUGCAAGCCAACGCCUGGCAUUCUGGAUCUCGGCAGCCUUUCCCAAGUGUGAUGCAUAUCUCGACCUUCACGGCGGCGACCUUGAUGAGGAUCUCAACCCUUUCGUCAUCUGCAACUCAGACAGCAAAUGUUCAAGAGAAUUGGCCGUAGCACUGGGCUUUGAGACGAUUGUUGCCACGCACGCGGCGAGGCGAACUGCCUCGGCAGCCGCAGGACAGCUCGGAAUACCAGCUUUGACUCUCGAAGUUGGCCACAACGGCAUUUGGUCUGAGGACACCGUCGCAAUGCAUUUUGAUGGCGUCUUAAGGGCCAUGGCCCACCUUGGUAUGCUGAAGUUCAAGCUCAUGCCCGCGGCAGCACCUUGCUCUCAACCGAAAUUCGUCAAGCUAUCUGUUCCUAUAGCGCCAGUCGAUGGGUUUUGGUAUCCUCGGAUUGCAGUGGGUUCACAGAUCACAGCAGGAGACACUCUAGGAGAAAUUCGCGAUGCGUUCAAUAACGUACAAGCCACUUGCACCAGUGAUGCUACGGGCGAAAUACUUUAUCUGCUGACGAGUCUAUGCGUAAACGCAGGCGAUCAACUGUUAGGGAUAGCCUAUCCAGAACCCGCAUGA